AAACACUAGCUAGCACCGCCGUUUCUUCUAAACCCUAGCGCCGCCGCUUCUUCUAAACCCUAGCGCCGCCGCUUCUUCUCUGUAAACCGUAGCGCCGUUUCUCUGUAAACCCUAACGCCGAUCUAUAACCACAAUGACGAGUACUCGAACUCCUUCUGCGACUAAUCAGACAAAAAGGAUGGAUAUUCCAGAACUCCCCCGUAGGUUAUACACAUUAGGGGAAGAGCCAGAACCCCACAAUAGCAUUUCGUAUCAUACGGAUAACACGAAGUUGCAUACUGCUCUUAGGGAAGCUCUCACUGAUGCUGAAUUUGAAGAGCUCAAGGAGUCGAGAUUGGGAGUUUUCAUCAAGUUCAAGGAGCAGGGAUUUGGUUGGGCUUCAAGGCUGGUUCACCACUUGCUCGGUUUAAAGCUGGACAUUAAGAAGAAGUACGAGAUGUGGUGUCUCGUUGGUCCAGAACCUGCGAGGUUUUCACUGUUAGAGUUUGAAAACAUCACUGGUCUAAACUGCGACUACAUCGAGGACCUUGAGACACCAGAAUGUGAAGUUACCCCACAGAUGGUUUCUUUCUGGGAGAUGAUGGGAGUUCAUCGGGAAGCUGGGCCAAGUACUGAUCAGAUAAUAGCAGCACUGAAGAGAUUUUGA
This is a messenger RNA of Raphanus sativus (radish), 646 nucleotides long. RefSeq lists its product as uncharacterized. The record is from RefSeq and is a predicted model, not a curated record. Bases 134 to 646 code for a protein of 170 amino acids. The transcript is spliced from 4 exons. NCBI's taxonomy places the organism in Eukaryota, Viridiplantae, Streptophyta, Magnoliopsida, Brassicales, Brassicaceae.